UGGUUUCUUUUUCAAGGGCAACAAUGAAAGGGGGAAAACCAAGUACAUAUCGUGUUAGUUCGUAGUUUCCAAGACAAAGGACAUGCCUCCGUUAAAAAGCGUUAACUAGGAAGGACAAUAGUGUUGGCUAUUCACACGGGAAUGUGAUGGAACGGAUCACUAUCCACUCGUGGUUGAUAGCAUUGUAGCUUCGUCAACGUUUACCUUCCCUUCUCCCAUUACUUCACACGCUUUGCCUUCGCUUUCCCAAUUUAGUUUUUGCUCUCUCUCUCCGUUGUCUUUGCCUCUCUUUCCUCGUUUCCUCUUUUAUUUUAAUAUUUAGUAACAAUAAAUGCACACGUUUCGUUUUUCUUCAAAACCUGCUAGCUUUCUGCAUCAGUCUCCAUGACUCAAGGUUCUUGAAGUUACCUGAGGGGAAAGGAAAGAUGGGUAGUGGUUACAUUGGAUUUUCACGGUGAUAGCAAUAGUGGGUAGUGUUUGUUUCGGGUGGUUUUUGUGCGUAACAGAUUAAAUUUUUAGUUUUGGGUUUUCAAAAUGUGGAGUAGAUGGAGAUGUGUUGGAUCAUUGAGGCAAAGGGUAUCUGGUGUUUUCAAUGGAAGCCAUGGUUGUGGCGGAAAAGUUCAACCUUUUGAUCCUUUUUUGUUGGGUUUGAGGGAUUUUGCAAUGGAGUGUGGUGCAAGGAGAAAAGGAGUGGCAUCUUUAUCAGUUUUUUGGUUGAAUCAGAUGAAGAGGGGUGUGUCUUCCUCAACUUGGGUUUCAUCCCCUAAUGAUGUUAGUUCCAAUUCAUGUGGGAAUGGUGGUGUCAGCAAUGGGAAUGGGAAUGGGAAGGGAACAGAAAACUCUAUAUCCUUCUCUGAAGCUAAGAAGCUUAUGAGAUUGGUGAAUGUGGAAUCGCUGAAGGUGAAGCUUGGUAUGGAUGGGAAAGAGGUUAUUCCCUUCUGUGAACUUCUUGAAGCGUGUGAGAGCAUGGGUGUUGCAAGAAAUUCUGAGGAGGCUAUAGCAUUUGCCAAGGUUCUUGAUGAGGCUGGGGUUAUUCUUCUUUUCCGGGAUAAGGUUUAUCUUCAUCCUGAUAAGGUGGUGGAUCUGGUUAGAAGAGCAGUUCCACUGGCAUUAACGGCUGAGAAUGAUCCUAUGAGGGGUGAGUUAAAGAUGCUGCAAGAGAAGAAGGAAGAAAUCGAUGUGUUGGCGCAUAAGCAGGUGCGGCGCAUCCUUUGGUCUGGACUAGGAUUUGGUUUGGUUACUGUUGGACUAUUCUUCAGGUUAACAUUCUGGGAAUUCUCAUGGGAUGUAAUGGAACCUAUUGCAUUCUUUACCACAACCACUGGCUUAGUCAUAGGCUAUGCCUACUUCUUAUUCACUUCAAGAGACCCUACUUACCAAGACUUCAUGAAGAGGCUCUUUCUUUCAAGACAAAGGAAGCUUCACAAGAGGUACAAAUUUGAUGUGGACAGAUUCAAGGAGCUUCAAUGCAAGUGCAAGACACCUUUAGAUGCCAGAACCAUUUUGAAAAAUCGCAUAGGGGUGGAAUUGGAUUUGGAAGAUGCUUUACACAGAGAUUAAUUAACAUUUUUUUUUCAGGUGAUUUUAUAAUUUUUACAUUAAAACAAAAAAAAGAAAACUCUUACAUUUAACUUCGUUCUCCUCUGUUUUCAUGUUGGUGGGGUGAAGCUUAUUCUAACAUUUGUUCUGGCUAGUGAGUCAUCAAUGUUCUCUUCAUAUACAUUUUUACAUGCCAAAAAGAUUAUUUUUUCUUCCAUUUGAUUGCACAAUGUAUUUUAUUUGUGAAAAAGUUUGUAAUCCAAAUUUGUUACAGAAGAGAAGAAACGUGUGUAGGAGGAGAUUAACUUU
Messenger RNA from Abrus precatorius (Indian licorice), 1848 nucleotides. Its product is annotated as calcium uniporter protein 5, mitochondrial-like. Gene Ontology annotation, biological process: mitochondrial calcium ion homeostasis; calcium import into the mitochondrion. NCBI's taxonomy places the organism in Eukaryota, Viridiplantae, Streptophyta, Magnoliopsida, Fabales, Fabaceae. Gene Ontology annotation, cellular component: uniplex complex; mitochondrial inner membrane. The transcript is spliced from 2 exons. The coding region runs from base 535 to 1560 and encodes 341 amino acids. The record is from RefSeq and is a predicted model, not a curated record. Gene Ontology annotation, molecular function: calcium channel activity; uniporter activity.